Molecule: messenger RNA, 2391 nt
Organism: Aquila chrysaetos chrysaetos
Lineage: Eukaryota; Metazoa; Chordata; Aves; Accipitriformes; Accipitridae
Product: C5a anaphylatoxin chemotactic receptor 1-like
Exons: 2
Coding region: 951-2003 (350 amino acids)
Biological process (GO): inflammatory response; phospholipase C-activating G protein-coupled receptor signaling pathway; complement receptor mediated signaling pathway
Cellular component (GO): plasma membrane
Molecular function (GO): G protein-coupled receptor activity; complement component C5a receptor activity
Source: RefSeq, a predicted model, not a curated record
GGCUGGUGGGGCGUGCGAUGGGCGAGACUCCCUUUGCCUAAAAACCAAAAUCCAGUGCCGUGGGGGGGGGGCAAAGCUGAGCUUUGGGUGAUCUCCAUCCUUCUGCUUGUGGGAUGGAUUUUCCCUGCUGAGGGCAUGCGGUGAGGUUGCUGCGGCUCCUCUUUAGGCGUUGGGUGAUGGUUGGAGAUGCCAUAUCUCCUCCUUACCCCUUCUUCCCAUGCUCCGGGUCACUCAACCGGCUAUCUGAGGAUCCCAGACCUUCCCUGUGGUUUCCUCUUUCUCCUUCAAGUUUUUUUCCAAUCCCCUCUUGGUGCUGGCGAUGCUUUGGGCACGGAGAGGUUUCUCCCCCCCCCCCCCCCCCCCCCCAGGGGCUUGAGAACCAAACCAAAAUCAUCCCCCUGUGGCACCCACCCAGUAGAAGCUGGAGAAACUGCUGGAGCUGCAGCUCCUGUGGCGUUUCCUCAUCCAACUUCUUGCGCCACAGAGCUGAGGGCAGCUUGGUGAGGAAGUGGGGAAAUGCCUAUUUCCUCGGUUACUGGGGUGGAAGUGGAGGGGGGACACGACCAUGAAGCCAAGCGGUUUGGGGUGCUUGCGCCACACGUUCUCAUUGAGGAGCAUCUCUCUGGACUGGUUUUGGUGGUGCUGCCUCUUUGCCCUGGGGGGAGAGGACUGUCGGAUGGAGGGGAGAGAUGAUGGCGAUGAUGAUGGUUGUAAGGAAGAGAUGUUUUACGAUGAGGGUGGUGAGAUGCUGGAACAGGUUGCCCAGAGGAAUUGUGGAAGCCCCAUCUUCAAGGUCAGGUUGGAUGGGACUUGGAGCAACCUGAUCUAGUGGAAGAUGUCCUUGCCCAUGACAGGGGGUUGGACUGGAUGAUCUUUGAAGGUCCCUUCAACCCAAACCAUUCUUUGGUGGUCUAACAGAGUGUGGUUUCUAGGUUGGGAGCUGGUGGAGGAUGGACUUCUUAAUGUCCAAUUAUACCUUCAAUUACUCCAACGGGGACGACUAUUCCAUAUAUGAUUUUGAUGGCUAUGAAGUUCCUCACAGCUACCGCGCCGUCCUGGUGCUCUACGCCCUCAUCUUCCUCCUGGGCGUCUUGGGCAAUGGAGCCGUCAUCUGGGUGACCGGCUUUGAGCUGCGGCGCACGGUGAACGGUGUCUGGUUCCUCAACCUCUCUGUGGCCGACCUCCUCUGCUGCCUGGCCCUGCCCUUCCUGGCCCUGCCGCUGGCCCGUGACCACCAUUGGCCGUUGGGUCGCUUCGCCUGCAAGCUGCUGCCCUCCCUCACCAUCCUCAACAUGUUCGCCAGCAUCCUCCUCCUGAUGGCCAUCAGCGCUGACCGUUGUGCCCUGGUGACGCGGCCGGUGUGGUGCCAAAACCACCGGACGUUGGGGCUGGUCCGGGGCACUUGCGCGGCCGCCUGGUUCCUGGCCGGGCUCCUCACCCUUCCUUCCUUCAUCUUUCGCACCACCCGUUUGGAUGACUUCUCCGAGAAGACCACCUGCGUCCUGGACUACGCGGCCGUGGGGCAUCACCAGCAUGUCACCGAGCUCGUUACGGCUGUCACCCGCUUCAUCUGCGGCUUCCUGGUGCCCUUCGUGGUGAUCACGGCUUGCUAUAGCUUGCUGCUGGCCCGUGUCCACAGCAAGGGCUUUGCUCACUCCCAGAAAGCCAUCAAGCUCAUCUUGGUGGUCAUCAUCAGCUUCUUCGUGUGCUGGCUGCCCUACCACGUCGUGGGCUUGAUCCUGGCCUCCACCCAUCCUCACAGCACCUUGUUCAAGGGUGCCCUGGCAGCUGACCCUAUCGUAACUGGCAUCGCCUACAUCAACAGCUGCAUCAACCCCAUCAUCUACGUCGUCAUGGGCCAGGAAUUCAAGGACAAGUUCCAGCGUUCCUGGAGAGCCGUGCUGCAGGGCGUGCUGAGUGAUGACCCCACCAGCACCAUGGGGGACAGCAGGAUGAAGACCAAGUCCACCAUGGAUGACCACAGCGUCAGCACCAAUGUGUGACCAGGAAUGAGGUAGCUCCGGGGCUGAAACAUCACUUGAGGCCACCACCUUCUCCUCUCCUGGAGGUCCCCCUGGGCCCCAUAGAGAGAAGACAAUGCCUCCAUUGUCCCCUUUCCCCACGAGUUGCCCCAGGUGGUUGCAGGCUGGGGAAGUUGUGUGCCCACCUAGCCCUGGGGCCCUCCUCCUGGCUUCCUCGGUGGCUUGCCAGCAACGAGAGGACUUUGUCUCUGCCUGCAAUACCCCCUUCUCCUGCUUCCCCAACCCAAGCAUGGACCCUACUUUCCCCUCUCAGCUCCAUGAGGGCUGUGCUGCCCCAUGAACUGUGGGAGCAGCUCGGAACACCUGGCAUUUGUUUUCAAGAGUGACCGUUAGAAUUUGUUGUGCUGCA